AUGAAGUUCGCCUUAGCAGUGUUACUACUAACAUGCCACGGACAAAACGGCAACGUCUUGCGAAGGAACCAUACAACUUGGAAUGAGGAUGGUGCUUCUCUGAAGGAAAUCAUGGAGAAAACUGUUGAAGCUUUGGAUAACAGUGCUGCAACUGAGAUUGUUACAAUAGAGUCGGAAUAUUCGCGGACGAGUAAUACAGUGGAGAGUGAUAAUGUAGACACGAUACAUAUGGACAGUACUUCUAAGGCUUUGAGAAAGAAACCCUCGAGUCUUUACGAAGACAAUAAAAACUCAAUCCCCAGAAAAAGGGACAGCGAUACUGGCCUCGACGAAACAGAUCUGAAUUUUGACGACAAGUCUGAUCGUGAUCUCGUUAAGCCUGGGAAAUUACCAAGUCAACAGAUGUUCCUGGAUUUUAACUCGAAUGAAGAUGAUGUCGUCAAGCCUCCACCAGUACCAAAACAGCUCCCACACAAUGACCAUCUUUGGCCUAAGCCUAGAGAAUUUGGAGAGACUAGCUCCAAGCCGAAAGAUCUUUUCGAACCAGUCAAUGUUCUUUAUUACUUUGACUUCGGCGGUAAGAGCUUAAGGAGAAAGUAUGAGAGUCCGAAAACAAAGAUAUGCUCCCGUACACACAGAAAAUUUGCACGUCAACAGGAAAAAGCUGGAUGUCAAAAUGCAGUUGACAUUGUCUACACUGCUUGUUUGAACUAUCGCAAAUGUAUAAAACUGGGUAGCAAAGAUGCAAGGAACUGCAUGGAUUUAGUGUGCUCCAACCUUAAGAAACUUGACAAGAAGGACGAGUGUUACAAUAGACUGUUUCCGUGCAAAUUGUAAUUCAGAUGCUUGCUAGAUAUUAAUUAUGGUCACAAAACUCAACUAAAAC
Molecule: messenger RNA, 886 nt
Organism: Cylicocyclus nassatus
Lineage: Eukaryota; Metazoa; Nematoda; Chromadorea; Rhabditida; Strongylidae
Source: the annotation of a GenBank genome assembly